AUGAUGUCAAGACAGGCCUUUCUCUGCAGUUUGGGAUCUCUGUAUUUGUCCCUUCUGUUUAUAUUUCUUCUAAUGGAUGUUUAUGCAAGGCCUGCAAAUAAUUCGGCCCUCAAAGAAAAGCCAGCUGACAGUAAAGAUGAGAAUGAGAUCCUGCCCCCAGAUCACUUGAACGGGGUCAAAAUGGAGAUGGAUGGACAUCUUAACAAAGAAUUUCAUCAAGAAGUUUUUCUAGGAAAAGACAUGGAAGAAUUUGAGGAAGAUUCAGAACCCAGAAAAAACAGGAAGAAGCUCAUGGUCAUCUUUUCAAAGGUGGAUAUAAAUAAUGAUAAAAAGAUAGGUGCGAAAGAGAUGCAGCGCUGGAUCAUGGAAAAGACAGAUGAACAUUUCCAGGAAGCUGUGGAAGAGAAUAAAAUGCACUUCCGAGCUGUGGACCCUGAUGGCGAUGGCCAUGUGUCCUGGGAUGAAUAUAAAAUCAAAUUUUUGGCAAGUAAAGGCUUUAAUGAAAAAGAGAUUGCAGAGAAGAUCAAAAAUAAUGAAGAGUUGAAAAUAGAUGAAGAAACACAGGAAGUUUUAGAUAACCUGAAGGACCGGUGGUACCAAGCUGACAACCCGCCUCCUGAUCUGUUGUUGAAUGAAGAAGAAUUCUUGUCCUUUCUUCAUCCAGAGCAUAGUAGGGGAAUGCUGAAGUUCAUGGUGAAAGAGAUCAUCCGAGAUUUGGAUCAAGAUGGAGAUAAGAAACUUACCCUUUCGGAGUUCAUUUCAUUACCUGUUGGCACUGUAGAGAACCAGCAAGCUCAAGAUAUUGAUGAUGACUGGGUAAAAGACAGAAGGAAGGAAUUUGAGGAGGUCAUCGAUGCUAACCAUGAUGGUAUUGUCACAAUGGAAGAGCUGGAGGAAUAUAUGGAUCCUAUGAAUGAGUACAAUGCCCUAAAUGAAGCGAAGCAAAUGAUAGCAGUAGCAGAUGAAAACCAAAACCAUCACUUAGAGCUGGAAGAGAUCCUGAAAUACAGUGAAUACUUCACAGGCAGCAAGCUUAUGGACUAUGCACGUAACGUCCACGAGGAGUUCUGAUCCUGCUCGUUUUUCCAGAGCUCUGAAGCCCUUUCUUGCUUUAAAAACAAAACAAAACAAACAAAAAAAAAUCCAACCCCUAAACAGACAGAAAGUUUCUUUGCUGCUAUCUGUGUUAUAAGCCUACAGUGUGUUGUCCUAGACUUAGGAAAAAAACUUCCGUCCAUGCAUAAGAACCACAGCUCUCUUGCCUUCAGUAUGAGGGGGGAAAAAAGUCCAUAAAUAAUGGGGAGGUGCUGGACUCCAUCAGUUCACCCUAGUUUGUACAGCGAAUACAGCU
Pterocles gutturalis (yellow-throated sandgrouse) is the source of this 1351-nucleotide messenger RNA. RefSeq names its product stromal cell derived factor 4 (gene SDF4). Gene Ontology annotation, cellular component: endoplasmic reticulum. Gene Ontology annotation, biological process: calcium-ion regulated exocytosis. The record is from RefSeq and is a predicted model, not a curated record. The transcript has 6 exons. Gene Ontology annotation, molecular function: calcium ion binding. Bases 1 to 1071 code for a protein of 356 amino acids. NCBI's taxonomy places the organism in Eukaryota, Metazoa, Chordata, Aves, Pterocliformes, Pteroclidae.